AUGCCGUUCAUUCUCACCAACGGCAUCAGUAAGCCCGAGCCAGACAAGCGAAAGCUAAUCAGGAGGUAUGUGAUGCUGGGGAAGAACCAGGGCAAGCCUCGGAAGAACAAACCCACCACAAUAUCCUCCGCGCAUCAGUUGGAGGACUUCGGCGAGAAUCGAGACGAGUCGUCAGGGCUGUUGAUCAACGUGCGCCAUUCUACGGUUCUUAACAAGGUCGGCUCCGAGAUUUCCUUUACACAUUUCGCCGGGACCGUCGAGCCGUCGUUGAUUCGAGAGGUAUUGAAACUCUGCUUGAUGGCCAAGAAAGUCAUGUAUCCCUUGGAAAGCUGCAUCACGUUCCACAGAAAGAGCAAAGUCGACACAAUCUGGGUCGAGCUCAUGGCCUACGACGCGGCGUACAUGCAUGCCGUGGUCUUCUCCACGCAGGCCUACAUCUCGCGUGUGUCCGGCGGGGAAACUCCCACGGCAACGCGAAGAACAUUAGAACACCAUUCCCGAACGCUCCGACUCCUUCGCGAGAGACUGUCGGCCGAAAAUGAAGCUCAGAAAAUCUCAGACUCCACGCUGCUCGUGGUGUUGUAUUUGGCCAGGCAUGCGCAUUUCACCAACGACAACGACUCCGCGAGACACCACAUGCAAGGCCUGCGCAAGAUCGUCGACAUGAGAGGCGGGCUGCGCGCUUUCAGCUAUAACCAGAAACUUGUCAUGGAGCUGUUGAAAUGCGACUUGGGAAUCGCGCUCAACAACGGCACUCAGCCAAUGUUUUCCACGGACUUGCCUGUGGAACCAUUGCCGCAUUACGAUCUGGCGCCGUCCGCAGCAGAGCAGUCUGACCCAUCAAAUUCCGAGCACUAUUGGACGUUGGGCACAUACGUCGAUGCCACUGCCAUUGCAGACCUAUCUCGUGCCUGGACGGUCAUGACGCGCUUCUGCUCAGCAAUCAACUCGGCCGCCGAGCAUAAGCGCAGACUCCCCCAAGAAACACUGCUCAACACAAUGACUUCGGUCAUGUACCCCCUGCUGAACCUGCAUCUGGAGAGACGGUCCGAAUCCGAUCCGACCUCCGUCCCCGACGCCGAAGCCGAAGCCGGUCGCCUCGGCCUGCUGGCUUUCUCGUCGCACGUCUUCCUUCGCUGGCAAGAGGUGGAGGCCCCACAGACUUAUUUUCCCGAGACGUAUCGCAGCUGUCUCCUGCACCUGAGACUCGGAGUCGGGGACACGUUGACGACGACAACGACGUCAACGACGUCAACGUCAACGCCGCAGUUCAACUUCCUGCUCUGGCUGCUUGUGGUUGGCGCCAUCUCAGUUUUCACCCCGGCCGACGAUGUUUGGCUGAUGCCUUGGAUCCGGGCCCUCGUCAACUUAUGCGGAAUCCGUGAGUGGAAUGACCUGCGGGCGAGGUUGAAGCGGCUUCCCUGGAUCGAUAUCUUACAUGACAAACCGGGCAGAAAAGUAUUCGAAUCCGCCGUUUCGUCAACCCCGAGGGCAGAGACAGGCUCAGUCCAGCAGAUCUGCUGA
Capronia coronata CBS 617.96 is the source of this 1524-nucleotide messenger RNA. RefSeq lists its product as uncharacterized. NCBI's taxonomy places the organism in Eukaryota, Fungi, Ascomycota, Eurotiomycetes, Chaetothyriales, Herpotrichiellaceae. The record is from RefSeq and is a predicted model, not a curated record. Bases 1 to 1524 code for a protein of 507 amino acids. The transcript is spliced from 3 exons.